Messenger RNA from Leptomonas pyrrhocoris, 1323 nucleotides. Its product is annotated as putative Surface antigen protein. The record is from RefSeq and is a predicted model, not a curated record. The coding region runs from base 1 to 1323 and encodes 440 amino acids. The transcript has a single exon. Lineage: Eukaryota; Euglenozoa; Kinetoplastea; Trypanosomatida; Trypanosomatidae. Gene Ontology annotation, molecular function: protein binding.
AUGGCGUGGCUCCGCUACCUGCUGCGCGGCAUGGUGGUGGCCGCUGCGCUGCUGGUGCUGUGCGUGGUGGGCGCCUCCCUCGUGAGCGCUGCCCCCGCUUUGGCGAACGCAGCCCCGCUUUCGGCCGAAGAGCAGAACACGCUGAAGUUCCUGCAGGGCUUUGCAUUGUCCAACCCGUCUCUUGUGAGCGCGUGGACGGGCACGGACUUCUGCAAGUGGCCGUACGUGAUUUGCGCCGAUUCUGGGCACGCCCUCGACUUCGGGGACCAGAACUCGCCGCUGUUCAGCGGAUCGCUGGUGCUGCCCGAGUUGCCCGAGGGUGUUGACGGCUCCCUGGUGAUGUUCGUCAAGAUCUCCAUAAAGGGGAUGGGCGGGAAGGUCACUGGCACGCUGCCCUCGAGCUGGGGUGGCCUGACGCGACUGACGGCACUGUUUCUGAAUGGCAACGCGCUGAAGGGCCCUGUGCCUGCUACGUGGAGCGGGCUGAAAUCGCUGCUGUACUUGUGGCUGCAAGACAAUCGCCUGGACUGCCCUCUCCCUGACACGUUGGGUUCACUUACGGGGCUCAACGCUCUCUACCUGUCGAACAACGCGCUUUCGGGCUCGCUGCCUGCUUCGUGGAGCGGCAUGAAGAGUCUUUCGACACUGAAGCUGGACACCAAUGGCAUUGAGGGCAGCUUGCCUGCCGAAUGGAGAAACAUGAAGAAGAUCGGUAAUAUUCAACUUGGGAGCAACAAGCUGUCGGGCUCGCUGCCUGCUGCCUGGAGCGGGAUGUCUCUUCUCAGUGAGCUGGAUCUAUCAGACAACCAGUUUGCCGGUUCAAUCCCCGCGGAGUGGGGUCGCAUGCGCAGUCUAUCCUCUGUGCUGCUUGGUGACAACAACCUGUGCGGCUGCCUACCAACCGAGUGGGUGGAGGGCUACCUAGAUGUCGACGCGGAUCCUCCGAUGCUCGCGUCGGACUGUAAAAUCCAAAACCAGUGCAAAGUUACCACGACCACCACGACAACCACCACGACGACCACCACUACGACCACUACCGCCCCUCCCACCACCAGCACCACCGUGCCUCCCACAACCACCCCCAUGCCCCCCACGACGAGCACGACAAGCGCGCCUCCCCUGCCGCAGAAGUCUGGGCGGAAGCUGGUCCCUCUGUGGUGUGUGCUGGGAGCGGUGGGCGGUGCUCUCGCGGGAGUCGCUGCGGGCCUCGGCGUGUACUUCUACCGCCGGCGUCAGCGCAAGGAGGCGGAGGAGAAGCGGUCCCGUGCGUCUGAGGAGAAGGCGGAGGAGCCGUUUGCGCAUACGCCUGACACGCCGUAUUGA